Molecule: messenger RNA, 835 nt
Organism: Fimicolochytrium jonesii
Lineage: Eukaryota; Fungi; Chytridiomycota; Chytridiomycetes; Spizellomycetales; Powellomycetaceae
Exons: 3
Coding region: 164-667 (167 amino acids)
Biological process (GO): mitotic cytokinesis; actomyosin structure organization
Cellular component (GO): cytoplasm; myosin II complex
Molecular function (GO): calcium ion binding; myosin heavy chain binding; cytoskeletal motor regulator activity
Source: RefSeq, a predicted model, not a curated record
CUCCGAGAUCCGGUCAAACCGCACCCCCUCUCGCCCUCCUCCCUGCUUUCCAGAAGAGCGUUCGCCGAGAGAUCCCAUACCCCAAAUUUACGCACGCCACGAAGUGCUUGGACUUUUCAUCAAACGAGUUAUUCCCAGUUUUUCGUUGGAGUAGCUGCACAAGAUGUCAACAGCCCGCGCCUCCCGCAAAAAGCGCGCCGUCCGCCAAAACUCCAACAUUUUCGCCAUGUUCGACCAAUCCCAAAUCGCCUCCUUCAAAGAAGCCUUCUCGCUCAUCGACCACGACUCCGACGGCUUCAUCGACAAAGAAGACCUCAAGGACAUGUUCGCCUCCCUCGGGUACCCCACCGACUCCUCGACGGACAACAUGAUCGACGCCAUGAUCGCCGAAGCCCCCGGCUCUAUCAACUUCACCAUGUUCCUCACCCUCAUGGGCGAGAAAAUGAGCGGCACCGACCCGGAACUGGAGAUAUUGCAGGCAUUUGAGAGCUUUGAUGAGGGGAAGACCGGGACGAUUGAUGCGGAGGUGUUGAGGGAGUAUAUGAUGAGCAUGGGGGAUAGGUUUACGGAUGAGGAGGUCGAUAUCAUGUAUAAGGGGGCCCCUGUCACGGGAGGGAGUGAGUUCAACUAUAGGGAGUGGGUUAGGGUGCUGAAGCAUGGCGAGUAGGGGAGUGGGAGAGGUCGGACGGAUGUGGCUUCCCGCGAGCACUUAUGCCUAUACGGUACGUUCAUUUGAACACCAAAGUGGGGAUAUAUGUGGGGUAAUGAAAACAAAUUAUCUACAAACUAUCUGAGUACGCAGACACGAUGAAAAGUGGAAUAUACGAAAAGGAGA